Molecule: messenger RNA, 1185 nt
Organism: Polychytrium aggregatum
Lineage: Eukaryota; Fungi; Chytridiomycota; Chytridiomycetes; Polychytriales
Exons: 1
Coding region: 87-899 (270 amino acids)
Source: RefSeq, a predicted model, not a curated record
GAUGACGACGACGACGACAGCGGCCACUAUCGCCCCCGGCGGGCCUCGAACCCUGGCGGCGAUGACGACGACUACGAGGACUCGGGAUGGCGGUAAUAUCGACCCAGGUCCACCUGCCUCUGGGCGACUACUGGCGUGUCCGUUUUGCCUCUGGACGGGCUGUCGGUGCGCCGACUAGCCAUUGCCCAUCCAGACAGAUAACCCAGGUGCUUGCACCCGCUUCGCAUCUGGCUUUGUACAUCAAUCCACAUCUAUCGUCAAGGUUUACUCGACUGGGCUCAGUCUGGAUAGCUCCUCCCGUUCCUCCCGUCCUUUUCUCUCUCGCGUGCUCUCCCUCCUUCCCCCCUGUGUCUGGACCGGAUAUACUUCAACGCGGUCUCUUGUCGCUCUCCGCCACUCUCUUGUCGCCGCCCUGUAAAAUAGAAUUUCCUGGACAUUGCAAUUGGUGUACAAAUGGGAUGCUGCGGCUAUCGCUGAUGCUCUCGUGGUCACUGCUUCCCCAGCAUCACGAUCGAUCGCACGUCGGGCGACCCGACAGAACAUCUCGUCUGCUGAUCCCGCUUUUACGCUGUCAGCUUGACGGCAAGCGGCUUUCAUCUCCUUCCUUUGCCUCCUGUCACGUUGUCAGUCUUGGACUUGCUGUCUGCGUCUCUCGCGCCGCUCGCUCGUUCGGCCCCAGUCCAUUCCCCAGCGCCACUCCAUGCAGCGGCGACCCCAUGCUACUCCCAUUCAAUGCCAUUUGCACUCACUUCCAUGAUCCUGUCCCGAUUCUGCAAUUGCGUUAUCAUCUCGCCAGCACAUCAUACGCUGACGGCUCCACACCAUUUAUAUGCCUGCUUAUUGAAUACACGCACAUGGGCUGGACCAAAUCCGCUCCAAUUGCCAGGACGCACAGUUGACGGAGCCUACUGCGUGCCCGGCUGUCCCUCGGAGCUUGCAUCUCCUGCGGGCUGCGCCAUCUCUCGCUGGAGCUCUAGCAUUGUCUUCUCGUUGGCUACUUUGCUGAAUGGCUGGGCGCCCUCGGGAAGCGGGUACUUGAAGUCGGGGCCAAAGUUGACUGUGACAGAGCCCUGCAUAUAGCACGAGAAAGCAGGAUGGUACUUGCCUGAAGCCAGAUGAUCGAAUGCCAGGUCAGUGCCAGUGCCAGUGCCAGUGCCAGUGCCAGUGCCAGUGCCAGUGCCAGUG